AUGCGCAAGUUCUUAUCAAGUCAGUUUAUGAAGGAUCUGCCUUUGCCUGUUGAGUUCCAAGAUAUAUUUAAACCUCUGCUUAACAGAAUGUAUUCAAAACAAUCAGGAAGUCUUCAAGAACAGUGUCUAACUGAGAAGGACCAGGUGUCUGGAGAAAUUAUCCAAGCUUAUGUGCUGUCCACUGGUCAUGUGCAAACUGGUGGCAAAUUUGAGAGCAGUUUCUAUUUGUACACAUGCUGUGGACCAUACUCAAGAGACACUAUAGAUGUAGAUGUUCUUCCCCAUCUAAAGAAAUCCUAUGCUACGUUUUUGGAUGGGCUGGAUGAAACCUCUGUUACGACUCACUUUGAAUGUUAUGCUUGUUGUAAAUUCAAUGGUGAUCUCUUUGGCUCCAUUAAAUCAAGAGGAGAUAGAUCAGCAUUUGUGUUGGCAAGGUGGUGUAAGCUUGGAGGCACAAUUGACACCUCUGGAGCUGAUUUGAGACCAGGUGUUAUUGAUUAUUUUAUGAAACAAAAUGUACAAGUAAAUGGACAUUAUGUGACCUCUGUUUUGGCUUCUGUACGUUGGUUUCAAGCUCACCCAUCAAGAUACUCCUUAGGUGCUCCUGUCGAGGUCUUGUGCAAAGAUCUCUUUGAACCUGAAGGUGAAUCAACAUUUAUUCCAAUUCAGAGAAUCAGUGGAAAGUUUAUACCAGCAAUUGACAUUCUCCAAGAUGAACAUUUCCUUGAGGUCUGUCCUCUUACACGCAAAUUGCAGUGUUAG
Pocillopora verrucosa is the source of this 762-nucleotide messenger RNA. The record is from RefSeq and is a predicted model, not a curated record. Lineage: Eukaryota; Metazoa; Cnidaria; Anthozoa; Scleractinia; Pocilloporidae.